Synchytrium microbalum is the source of this 3198-nucleotide messenger RNA. RefSeq lists its product as uncharacterized. Gene Ontology annotation, molecular function: ATP binding; single-stranded DNA helicase activity; single-stranded DNA binding. Bases 1 to 3198 code for a protein of 1065 amino acids. Gene Ontology annotation, cellular component: MCM complex; nucleus. The record is from RefSeq and is a predicted model, not a curated record. The transcript is spliced from 16 exons. Gene Ontology annotation, biological process: DNA replication; DNA strand elongation involved in DNA replication; double-strand break repair via break-induced replication. Lineage: Eukaryota; Fungi; Chytridiomycota; Chytridiomycetes; Synchytriales; Synchytriaceae.
AUGUCGUCGCCAAAUAAAAGACCAGCGGAAGAUGAUGAUCAACAACAGCCAGCAAACACUACUCCAAGGUCUCGUGCAAGGUCACAACCAGGUUCACGUGCAUCGCAACGUGUAGCAUCACAGACUACUACUCCUACCCAACAACGAGCUGCCGGUGGUCCAACAUCAAGGCGACCGGCUGUUUCAUCUGAUAUUGGUGGUGCCAACAAUGAAGGAGACAAUAAUAACAACAACAAUAAUAUCAUGAUGCAGCUAGAUGAUGACAGCAACAUUGCUCCUUCUCCAGGAAUGAAUCCUCGCCAAUCCUUACAACAGCAGCAACAACAAGCGCAGUCAUCUGCUGCUUCUUCACCUCUUGCCACUAAUGGAGGUGCUCGACCUGAACCACAAUCUGGUGGCGUAUUAUUUAAAUCCACGUUAUCUUCAUUUGGUGGUUCGACCCCUUCCAAGCAGGCUACUCCUUCCAAACAAGGAGUAGCUACUCCUGGUGGAAUGGUUGGUAUGCUGAUGGGGUCUGCUCAGCGUGGACGUCCUGCUGGUGCACUACGUGCUGAUGGGUCGGAAUUACAUUUGGCUGCUACUCCGGCUGCUAGAUUGAAUGCUGCUCUACGACGUGAUUUCGCAGCCUCUCCAUUGGCAUACCCAGCUUCAUCAGACAUUGGUGAUGCUCGUCCAGGAGCCACUCACGGAAGCUCUCUAGGCUCACCAGCUUCAGGUCUUGGAACGCCAUUCGGUAGAGGUCGCAUAAACCACUCACAAUCUCCACACUCUGCGCGUCGUCGUGGUGAUGUCAAUUCUCAAAUCUUGGAUCGUAUAUUGGCACAACCUGAUCGUCCUGCUGAACAAGAAGAAACGCCUGGAACCAGUGCUGAUCCUGCAAAUGUUAAAUCAUUUGUAUGGGGUACGACGGUAAAUAUUCAGGACUCUAUGGUGAUAUUUAGAGCUUUUAUUGAGAAUUUUAAAAUGGAGACUCGCUUGAUGGCUGAAGAUCCUAAUGCUAUUAUUAUGGAUACGGAUCGUGAGCCGUUUUAUCCUCGACUUCUUGCUCAGUUGAAAGAAGCAGAAGAAUAUUGUGUCAAUUUGGAUUGUCUCAACUUGAAGCAUCAUGGUGAUUCUCUCAAACUGUACCAUCAACUUUUGCGAUACCCACAAGAAAUCAUUCCAUUGAUGGAUCAUACAUUGACCGAGUUGUUUUUGGACUUGUAUGAUGAUGUUGAUUUAGAAGGAGCCGGACUAAAGGUCCGACCCUUCAAUCUUGACCGUGUAGUCAACAUGAGAGAACUCAAUCCUUCAGACAUUGAUCAAUUGGUUACUGUCAAAGGAUUGAUGAUUAGAGCUUCUGCCAUCAUACCCGAUAUCAAGCAAGGCUUCUUUAGAUGUCUUGUCUGUGAUCAUACCGUCACAGUAGAUGUAGAUCGUGGUCGUGUUACUGAACCAACUGUCUGCCAAUUCGACAAUUGUAAAGCGAAGAACUCGAUGAGACUCGUUCAUAAUCGAUGCUUGUUUUCUGACAAGCAAGUUUCAAAGAUGCAAGAGACUCCUGACGAGACUCCCGAUGGUCAAACUCCCUACACUGUCGCGUUGUACAUGUAUGAUGAUCUUGUUGAUGUAGCCAAACCUGGUGAUCGUCUCGAGAUUACUGGAAUCUUUCGAGGUGUUCCUGUUCGUGUCAAUCCAAGACAACGAACAGUGAAAUCCUUGUUUAGGACUUAUGUAGAUGUGGUUCACAUCAAGAGAACAGACAAGAAACGUGUUGGUGUUGAUCAAAGUAUCCGAGCAGAAAAUGAAUACCAAGUCAAUUUCGAGGAAGGAGAUCAAUUACGUAUCGACAGUGCUGAAGUGGAGGAACGAAUGAAAGAAAUUGCAAAGAAACCUGAUCUCUAUGAGCUAUUGUCUCGUUCUGUUGCUCCAUCAAUCUUUGGAAUGGAUGACGUCAAGAAGGGUGCAUUGCUUCAACUCUUUGGAGGAGACAACAAGUUUUCUGAGCCAGGCCGUGGUGGUCCACGUGUCAGGCAAGUUUGGAAUUCACAGAUGACUCCCUCAACCUUACUAAACAAGUGUUCAUCCUAUUAUAUUAGAGGUGACAUUAACGUCUUGAUUGUUGGAGAUCCUGGUGUUUCCAAAUCACAGUUGUUACAAUAUGUGCAUAAACUCGCUCCUCGUGGAAUCUACACUUCUGGUAAAGGAUCGUCUGCAGUUGGUCUCACUGCUUAUGUGACUCGAGAUCCAGAUACCCGACAACUUGUUCUCGAAAGUGGUGCCUUGGUAUUGAGUGAUGGUGGUGUUUGUUGUAUUGAUGAAUUCGACAAGAUGUCGGAUCAUACUCGUUCCGUCUUGCACGAAGUCAUGGAGCAACAAACCAUCUCUGUUGCUAAAGCUGGCAUCAUCACUACUCUGAAUGCUAGAACGUCCAUUUUGGCUUGUGCCAAUCCGAUUCAUUCUAAAUUUGAUGACAAGUUGCCCAUUGUUGAAAACAUCAAUUUGCCUCCUCCUCUUAUGUCUCGAUUCGAUUUGUUGUACCUGGUCUUGGACAAACCAAAUGAACGAGAUGAUCGUCGUCUUGCUCAACAUUUGGUUGGUUUAUACUUGGAAGAUCGUCCUAACGUGUCCUCUGUACAAUUCUUGCCUCUAGAAGACUUCACAAAGUACAUCAACUAUGCCAAGACCUUCCAUCCCAUAAUCUCAGAAGAAGCUGGAGCUCUUUUGAUCAAGAAUUAUGGAGAUAUGCGUAGAAUGGGAAAACAAGGCAACCAUAAGGUUGUUACUGCUACGACUCGUCAAUUGGAGAGCAUGAUUCGGCUGUCUGAGGCACAUGCUAAGAUGAGGUUAUCGAAUACUGUUGACGCUGAAGAUGUUGAAGAAGCCAACAGACUCAUUUUGAGUGCAAUGCAGACUAGUGCAGUAGACCCACGUACUGGCCGUAUUGAUUUAGAUUUGGUGUCUACCGGAAUAUCAGCUGGAUCACGUCGUAUUCACAAUGAUAAAAGACGUGGAUUGGAAGAGAUGGUAAAAGCUAUGCGCAAGCCAACUGCACCGUUCUUGCAACUCUUCCGAGAGUUUAAUGAUAUGUCUAGUGAACAUGUUGGUGAAGCAGAAUUCGAUACUUUAUUGAAUGAAUUGGCUGAACAAGGAGUCAUUCAUGUCUUUGGUAGAACGAGUCGGGAUAAGCAAGUUCGAAAGCUCACUGGGGCUGCAUAG